AUGAGAAGAGGGCGAGGGCGAGGGCGGCCGCCGAAGAACACGGUGCCUCCGCCAACAACAUCCCCACUGAGGUCACCUCCAAAACAACAAUCAGAACUGAGAAGCCAUCAAGUAAGCAGCAGUAGAAUAACUGAAGAAGAGAUUCUGAAAAUUGAAACCCUGGAUGAACGUCCUGGUAAACCUAAUCAAGAAGAAAUGGAAAUCGCCACUCAAUCGAAUGAUGCUUUACUAGAUGCGGUGCCUAAGAAACCUGAGACUGGAAAAUCUAUGCAUGAAGGAGCCUUUGAGGAAGGUCGCAAACUAUGGGUAGAUGUGCUAAAGGAUAAUAGAAAUCCGACGAAGGGUAGAGCUAUGAAAUUCAUCGCACCCCAAGUCGUGAAUGGGAAACCUGAAGUUGUAAUCGAGGAAGAUGAUAUUAUCUCUGAAGUCAAAUUUUGGGAAUCCUCCUUGAUUUUGUACGCAAUGGGAGUAGACCUAAGCAUGAAUGCGGUUAAGAAUUUCAUGACCAAGAAUUGUAACUUUGUUCAAUUGCCGGAUAUGUAUUACAAUGGUGAAGGUUAUUUUAUCCUUCGAUUCAAGUCAUUCAAGGAUCGAGAUGAAGUUUUGCUGAGAGGACCAUACAUGAUAAGAAAUAUCCCUCUGCUGAUUCGUGAAUGGAGGCCAGGUUUCAAGGUCAAAGAUGAACUCCUGCGAACCCUACCUAUUUGGGUGAAACUGCCUCAACUACCCAUCAUUCUGUGGGGUGAUACAAGUUUAAACAAGAUAGGAAGUGUUCUUGGCAACCCCAUCAUGACAGAUGAAUGUACGGCAAACAGACUCCGAGUAUCCUAUGCGCGAAUACUUGUGGAAAUGGACAUUACAAAAGAACUUCCACAAACAAUUACCAUUGGUGAUAAUGAAGGAGAAAAGAUCCAACAAGCUAUUGAGUAUGAAUGGAGACCCUUGUUCUGUAGUAAAUGUCAAAAGGUUGGCCAUAGCUGUGACAAACCUAAAGUGACACAACAAUGGAAACCUAAACCUGCACCAUAA
This is a messenger RNA of Lathyrus sativus (Indian pea), 1029 nucleotides long. Lineage: Eukaryota; Viridiplantae; Streptophyta; Magnoliopsida; Fabales; Fabaceae. The record is from the annotation of a GenBank genome assembly.